Larimichthys crocea (large yellow croaker) is the source of this 1587-nucleotide messenger RNA. RefSeq names its product large neutral amino acids transporter small subunit 2-like. The record is from RefSeq and is a predicted model, not a curated record. Gene Ontology annotation, molecular function: neutral L-amino acid transmembrane transporter activity; L-amino acid transmembrane transporter activity. The coding region runs from base 106 to 1050 and encodes 314 amino acids. Lineage: Eukaryota; Metazoa; Chordata; Actinopteri; Sciaenidae. Gene Ontology annotation, cellular component: membrane. Gene Ontology annotation, biological process: neutral amino acid transport; amino acid transmembrane transport. The transcript has 8 exons.
UUAGUGUUGUUGACCUGGGUGAACUGCCACAGUGUGCGCUGGGCCACAUGUGUACAAGAUGUCUUCACUGCUGGCAAGCUUUUGGCUUUGGGCCUCAUCAUAAUCAUGGGUUUCGUCCAAAUAUGCAAAGGUCACUAUUACUGGUUGGAGCCAGUACACGCCUUUGAGACCUUCCGAGACUAUGAUGUUGGUCUGGUAGCUCUGUCCUUCCUACAAGGCUCCUUUGCUUAUGGAGGCUGGAACUUCCUCAACUACGUCACAGAGGAGCUGGUUGACCCAUACAGGAAUCUACCUCGUGCAAUCUUCAUCUCUAUUCCCGUGGUCACCUUUGUUUACGUGUUUGCCAACGUGGCCUACGUCACAGCCAUGAGCCCACAGGAGCUGCUGGCUUCUAAUGCUGUGGCAGUGACAUUUGGAGAGAAAUUGCUAGGAGUAAUGUCAUGGAUCAUGCCCAUCUCUGUGGCGCUCUCCACCUUCGGGGGAGUCAAUGGCUCCCUCUUCACGUCGUCGCGGCUGUUUUUCGCCGGAGCGAGGGAAGGCCACCUCCCACGUCUGCUGGCCAUGAUUCACGUCACAAGCUGCACUCCAAUCCCAGCAUUAUUGUUUACUUUGAUCUCUACUCUGCUGAUGUUGUGCACCAGUGACAUUUACACACUCAUAAACUACGUGGGUUUCAUCAACUACCUUUUCUAUGGCGUCACUGUCGCUGGGCAGAUUGUGCUGCGCGUCAAAGAGCCCAACCUGUAUCGACCCAUCAAGGUGAGCCUUGUAUGGCCAGUCAUCUACCUGUUGUUCUGGGCCUUCCUGCUGGUCUUUUCUCUCUACUCCGAGCCAUUGGUCUGUGGUACCGGCCUGGCUAUCAUGAUGACAGGUGUCCCUGUAUAUUUCCUGGGAGUCUACUGGGAAAACAAGCCAGAGUGUUGUGAUGCUACCAUUGGUAAGAUAACUCAUCUGUGCCAAAAGCUCUGUUCAGUGGUGUACCCAGUCAUGGAGGAGAACCCGGAGCCCAUCGUACCUCAAAAGAACGCUGGAAAUGUGGAAGACGAAUAAAGCCCUCAAACAGCUGGACUCAUGCAUAAACAAACAAAGACAAUGUCCCACACUCUGUUUGGGGGGUGAAAGACGUUUGGAGAUAUCGGCAUACACAUUCACUUGUGGUUCUACAGCACUGGACUUUAUUGCUCUUCUUUUUUUUUUUUACUGGCCUUGACCCUGACCACUAUUCUUUCAGUGUGUUUGAGAUGAAAUAUCACUUAAAUUAUGAAAGUCAUUUUUAUUUAUUUUCACAUGGACCUUUAAAACUUGGUCCUGUUGUUUGAGUCUGAGAGGCAGUGGAAAAAUAUUGAAAUAUGCAGUUUGUAUGUCUUGUUGAAGCUAUGUGGUGUUUAUUUCCACCUCACUGUAUUAACACUAAAAUGAAAUCUUACACAUGUUUAAUGAUUUUUACUUUUAUUGGAUUCAUAAUAUUAACGUGCCAAAUUGUAUUAAUCAAUUCAAAAUGUUCCCUUUUUUUUGAAUACAUAGAGUGGUAUGUGAUUGGUCCAUUAGUUGUCAACUAUUAAAAUUUCUAAGCUAUUUUGAUAAUGA